Suncus etruscus (white-toothed pygmy shrew) is the source of this 757-nucleotide messenger RNA. RefSeq names its product glutathione S-transferase Mu 2-like. NCBI's taxonomy places the organism in Eukaryota, Metazoa, Chordata, Mammalia, Eulipotyphla, Soricidae. Gene Ontology annotation, molecular function: DNA binding; glutathione transferase activity. The record is from RefSeq and is a predicted model, not a curated record. Gene Ontology annotation, biological process: glutathione metabolic process; regulation of DNA-templated transcription. The transcript is spliced from 8 exons. Bases 75 to 731 code for a protein of 218 amino acids.
CCAAGGCCCGGGGCUUCCAAGGACCUUCAGUUGCUUCUGCUUGUAGGUUCUGCCACGCAGGGAAAACCAGCGCCAUGGCCCUAACUUUGGGGUACUGGGAUAUCCGCGGGCUGGCACAUGCCAUCCGCCUGUUACUGGAAUACACUGGCACAAAGUAUGUGGAAAAGCUGUACACCAUUGGCGAUGCUCCGGACUAUGACAGAAGCCAGUGGCUGAAUGAAAAAUUCAAGCUGGGCCUUGAUUUCCCCAAUCUGCCCUACUUAAUCGACGGGCCUCACAGGAUCACCCAGAGCAAUGCCAUCAUUCGCUACCUGGCUCGCAAGCACAACCUGUGUGGGGAGACAGAAGAGGAGCAGAUUCACGGGGACAUUUUGGAGAACCAAAUUAUGGACACGUUUCUGCAAAUGGCCCGAUUGUGCUACAACCCUGAUUUUGAGAAACUGAAGCCAGACUACCUAAAGGGACUUCCGGACUCGGUGAAGCAGUACUCGCAGUUUCUGGGGAAGAAGCCCUGGUUUUUGGGGAACAAGCUCACCUAUGUGGAUUUCCUGGCUUAUGAUCUCUUUGAUAAGCUCCGGAUGUUCGAGCCCACAUGCCUGAAUGCUUUUCCCAACCUGCAGGACUACAUGACCCGCUUUGAGGGCCUGAAGAAUAUUCCUGCCUACAUGAAGUCCAAACGCUACAUCGCCAGUCCUUUGUUCCUGAAACUUGCUGUGUGGGGCAACAAAUAAUCAUGGGGUCCUGGUGUCAGGAAGAC